AUGCGUUUCUCCAUCGCUGCCGCUUCCGCCGCCCUCCUCGCUCUCGCUGAGGCUCGCAUCAACGGUAUCAAGGUCCCCAAGGAGAUCAAGCGCGGUGAGGAGUUCGAAGCCAUCAUCACCCGUGAGGGCUACAUCCAGAGCGUCCUCGACUCUUCUAUCGUCUUCGGCUACGCUGCUGGUGACAGCUACCCUGGCGCCGUCGGCACACCCUUUGCCUCUAUUCCUCUCGGAUUCGAAAAGUCCAACAAGGCCGAGGACCUCACUGUCAAGCUUACCAUCCCCGACAAGAACACUGUCAUCCAGGAUGGCGAGGGCAUCCUUGCCGCCUCUCUCUUCAGCAUCUACGGUUCUUCUGGAAGCCCUACCAUCACCAACUACAACGUUACCGUCACUCUGGGCGACAAGACUAGCAGCGAGUACGUCGAGGCCUGA
Messenger RNA from Fusarium coffeatum, 432 nucleotides. RefSeq lists its product as uncharacterized. The coding region runs from base 1 to 432 and encodes 143 amino acids. The transcript is spliced from 2 exons. Lineage: Eukaryota; Fungi; Ascomycota; Sordariomycetes; Hypocreales; Nectriaceae. The record is from RefSeq and is a predicted model, not a curated record.